AUGGCUGCAGUAAAUUACCCAAUCACAGGCCCUCCAAUGCCCUUUCCAGCUCCGGCUGAUGGAUCCUUCCCAAUCAGAAUCGAGAUUCGCGAUCUCCAAAAGAAUGCCGAUCAAUGGAACCUCUACCUGCUCGGUCUCGACGCGUUCAAGAGCCUUGACGAAACUUCUGAUCUCUCGUAUUAUGGCAUCGCAGGCAUCCACGGCCGUCCCUAUCGCCCAUGGGGUGGUGUUCAAGGUGACAAUCCUGGUGGAUGGCAAGGAUACUGCACACAUACUUCCAUCUUGUUCGCCCCUUGGCAUCGUCCGUACCUUGCAUUGUUCGAGCAACAAUUGUACGGUAUCAUUCAAGACAUUGCUUCAAAGUUCCCUGCCGAGUCACAAGCACGCUACCAGGCUGCUGCUGCCACUUUCCGUAUUCCUUACUGGGACUGGGCUGCCGCACCUGAAGAUGGAGGUUACUUCCCCGUCAGCGUUGGACGUGCUACCAACGUGGAUGUAAUCACACCAACUUCUGGCGGCAAAACCGUCUCUAUCCCCAACCCUCUCUACACCAACAAGUUCCACCCUCUUCUGCCAGGCGAUUUUGUUUCGCAGCCAUCCGGAAAUGGAACCAUCCCCUACGCCAAAUGGACAUCCACCCUCCGCUGCCCAAACAAGCCUACAUCGACUUUAGCUGUAUCAGAAGAAGAUCAAGUUGUCCAGUCCAUGACCACUCAAUUCGCUUCCAUCCAACAGAAUGUCAACAUCCUACUCACUGAUCCGAAUUAUACCGAUUUCACGACAUUCAGUAACCAUGAGUUGAUCAACGAAGAUCCUGGUUAUCAAGCUAGCUUGGAGGAUAUCCAUAAUGGCAUUCACGGCGCCGUUGGUGGUCCUGGUGGACAUAUGGCGGAGUUAGACUACAGUGCUUUUGAUCCUGUGUUCUGGCUUCAUCAUGUAAAUGUCGACCGUCUCUUCGCUAUCUGGCAGGCUAUCAACCCCACUCAAUACACAUUUGACAGAGUCGAUACUCUUGGUGGCGGCACAUUUGUCAUUCCUUCUGGCAGUGACGAGAACACCACAACUGGCCUUGCACCAUUCAACGACCCGUCUGGUCAAAAUUACUGGACCUCUGCGGAAGUUGUUUCCACACAAACAUUCGGCUACGCUUACCCCGAGACCCAGCGCUGGCUGUUCCAGAACGAUUCGGACUAUCAAAACAGUAUUCAAAAUACCAUUCAACAGCUCUACGGUGGUGUUUCAAACAGUUUCGCGAACGGCAACAACUUCGUGGUUCAGUCAGCUCCGGCUGCAGUCGCCACUGCACCGAUCGUCCAAGCCACUCAAGUUGAGAACCAGAAGCCCAUCUCCGAUGCUGCUCCCGCACCAGCUGCGAAGCAAGAGUCUGGCUUCCAUCCAAUCAAGGGCUUAGUACACCAUGUUCAAGAGAUAUUCCAUCACGACGAGUCUCCUCCGGCUGAUACUGACAAUGCUCGUGGACUCGACCUUGAAGCUGAAAUUGGUAAACCUGAUGAGAACAAACCUGAGCCCAAAGCCAUCACCUACACUGAUUACAUUGCCAAUAUCAAGACUUCCAAGCACGGUCUCGGAGAAUCGUAUCGUGUCCAUAUCUUCCUCGGCGAAUUCACUCCGGACUUAAAGUCUUGGCACACACAAGAUGCCCUUGUUGGUACUUUCAUGGCCUUUGGCAAGAAUACUACACCAGGUGAUGAGGCUGAGACUGGAUGCGGAAAGUGCAAGAAGGAUGCCAAGCGGGAUGUCUACAUCACUGGCACGGUUCCCUUGACUGCUCAAAUCUUUUCGGAAGUCCAAAAAGGCAACUGUCCUUCCAUGGACAAGGAGAAUGUCCUUGCUUAUCUGACGAAGAACCUCCACUGGCGAGUCACCUUGGCAGACGGAUCUGAAUAUCCUCGUGAGAAUGUUCCGGGUCUCACCAUCACUGUUGCCACAACUGAAGUCACCAUCCCUGUCCAUGGUCGACCACAACGAAGCGGUGUCUAUGAGAACCAUCCCGAAGUCACUGUUGGUAGACCUGCCGGAGCUUCUACUUAG
Mollisia scopiformis is the source of this 2052-nucleotide messenger RNA. Its product is annotated as tyrosinase precursor. The transcript is spliced from 9 exons. Gene Ontology annotation, molecular function: oxidoreductase activity. The coding region runs from base 1 to 2052 and encodes 683 amino acids. The record is from RefSeq and is a predicted model, not a curated record. NCBI's taxonomy places the organism in Eukaryota, Fungi, Ascomycota, Leotiomycetes, Helotiales, Mollisiaceae.